Messenger RNA from Pseudopodoces humilis (Tibetan ground-tit), 677 nucleotides. The record is from RefSeq and is a predicted model, not a curated record. NCBI's taxonomy places the organism in Eukaryota, Metazoa, Chordata, Aves, Passeriformes, Paridae.
ACGUGAAAUUCGACGCUCUGAGCGGGGACUACUUCCCCAUCCUGUAUUUCAACGACUACUGGAACCUGCAGCGGGAUUAUUUCCCCAUCAACGAGAGCGUGCGGCGGCUCCCGCUGCGCCUCUCCUUCUGCCCGCUCUCGCUCUGGCGCUGGCAGCUCUACGCCGCCCAGAGCUCGCGCUCGCCCUGGAACUUCCUGGCGGACGAGCUGCUCGAGCAGUCCGACGACGAGCAGGACUCCGUCAAGGUGGCUCUCCUGGAGACCAAUCCGUACCUCCUGGCUCUCACCAUCGUCGUCUCCAUCGUCCACAGCGUCUUCGAGUUCCUGGCCUUCAAAAACGACAUCCAGUUCUGGAACAGCCGGCAGUCCCUGGAGGGGCUGUCGGUGCGCUCGGUGUUUUUCGGGGUGUUCCAGUCCCUCGUGGUGUUGUUGUACAUCCUGGACAACGAGACCAACGUGGUUGUUCAGCUCAGCGUCCUCGUGGGGCUCCUCAUCGACCUCUGGAAGAUCACCAAGGUCAUGGACGUGCGGGUGAGCCGGGAAAAAACCGGGAAAAAACCGGGAAUUCGGGAAUCGGGGGCUCCCGAGGGGCUGGGGAUGGGCUUUGAGGGGUUAAAUCGGGGUUUUUUCCCGGAAAAAUCGGGAUUUUCCCAGUUAAAUUGGGAUUUUCCUGCUUAA